Messenger RNA from Pocillopora meandrina, 2118 nucleotides. Lineage: Eukaryota; Metazoa; Cnidaria; Anthozoa; Scleractinia; Pocilloporidae. The record is from the annotation of a GenBank genome assembly.
AUGAAAGAGAAGAGAAAGGAUAUUAAGAGUUUGUGGCUUCCCAAGAAGAAGACAAGUUUACCCGUUAUGCAGACAACCAUGGUUCAACCAGCUGUACCUGAGCAAACAAAGGCAUGUCAAUUAACUUGUCGCUCGCGUGAUUGCACGCGUAUGUGGUUACUGUUUAAUUGCGUGCUUGGCCAUUGGAAUGGUAUUCCCGAGCGCGACACUUCUUUUCUCUUCGGGUCAUGGCAAAAAAUGUUCGCGAAUUUUCAAGUGUUACGGUUUCUAGCUAAUUUACUACUGCAAAGAGAAGGAAAAGUUUCGGAAGACUGUCCAGUGGCCAAAAGAAGAGCUUUCGUUAAAAUUUAUACUAAAAACUCCAGAUACUCUCAAGAAAUCAGAGUAUUUUGUCUGUUUUGUAUUACAUCCGAUCUAAAAGGCAACGCAAUUUUCUAUGAAAAAUUUAGAUUUAAUUUCAGCAGAUUUAAGACAAUAUCCUAUCAAUUGGAAACUUAACCACUAUUCCUAGUGAAUCUUGUUUUUAAAUAUACAGUCGCGUUAGCUUUACAGUCCGUGUCGUGUAAAAGUCUCGAAACUUAUAACAAAGGCUGCCUUAUUCUCGGUUUGCAACUGAAUCAUUUCCAGUCUUCUUCAUAAAGUUACUGAAUGUGAUCCACGCGCGUUUUUAGAGAAGAGACAACUACGCGCGAGUUAGGAUAUGAUCUGUGUUUGAUUUUUUUCAGGAUCAAGGUGGAAGAGGCCGGUUGACUUUCACUCUCCAUUACCAUUACCAGUAUGCGUCGAAAUCGUAAGUGGAUCUUGUUGAUCUUUACGUCCUACCCCGUUUCUCUUCAACUAACAAAAUUACCUUUCAUCAAAUAAUGACCCAAACAGUCCUGUGUGCGACACACACCUGUCAGUGUUAAGAGGUGAGCGAGGGCGUGAGCGGGGCCGGAGAAAGCCGUUCGACCCCGCGAGACGCGAUCUGAGGAAAAAAAAGAUGAUCAUGAAAAAAGUGACUGUCAAAUGGCGGAGUGCAUAUUGACUGAUUUCGGUCGUGCUAGACACAAAAAUACUUAGCUCUCGGUCUUGACUAGCCUACAGUGCAGGUGUCUUAUUGGUGCGAGCUAACGUUAUAAGCUCGCGAUCGUUUAUCCGACCGGCCAUGUUUGAUUUGCAGUUAGAGUGGACGGUGGGGGUAGGGGGCAAGGGAAGGGCGAAAAGACCCCACCACAUCCCCACCCAUCUCCUUAUUUUUGAACGUCAACCGCCCCCUUGGUACAAAUUUAUUUCUCUCCCCAGCCAUCCGCUGUUAUUAAAAUCAAAGACGACGGCCAUAAUAUUCGUUAUGAAAUUACUGAGCACUCGCUCGCCAAAAUUACGCCUGCUCUGCAGGCUAGGUCUUGACGAAUGGGGCUAGCUGCCUUCGGUUCGUGGCUGCUUUCGGUUGGCCUUCGGUUCGUUCGUGCACCAUGACCUCGAGACAAAAAUUUUCCCGCACGGCUCUCCCACACAGUUGGUAAGUACACAUUGUUGGACGUGUGUGAGCUGUAUUUUCCAUAACGGGGUAUUACUCUUGAGUUUCGAUGGCAUUUAAGGGUAUUCUGAAUUACUUUGCCGUCACAAAUUAUCAGUUUUCAUCGACAAAGAGGGACACAGCCCUACUUUCCCCCCAAGAAUCCUCGUAGCCAUACCUGCUGAUUCUACGAAGAAUAAUUUUCUUACAUAUUUAACUUUUAUAAAUCUAUACAAGAAAGUUUCGACUUGUAUUCUCGCAGAUCCGUUCUGCUCGUCAAACUUGCUAGUGCCCAGGAUUUACCGCUAAAAGAUGAUGACGAUCCCCCGGAUGUGUUCGUCAAAACACAACUCGUCCCAAGCCGCAAGCGAGUUUACAUCUCUAAAGUGCAUAGAGAAACCUCGAACCCAGUCUUUGAUGAGACAUACGAGUUUGAUAUAGAAUAUCAAGAGCUACAACAACAAAGGCUUCUAUUUGAGAUUCUUGACUACGACUGCAUGUCCAGAUACAAGUCAGUUGGAGAGGUCAGCGUUCUUCUCGCAGAACUUGGAACACAUGGUUUUAACAUUUUGAGAGAGGUAUCUCUGUGUGUUUACAUAUCUAGACCCCGGAAAGAAUGA